Molecule: messenger RNA, 2297 nt
Organism: Bursaphelenchus xylophilus (pine wood nematode)
Lineage: Eukaryota; Metazoa; Nematoda; Chromadorea; Rhabditida; Aphelenchoididae
Source: the annotation of a GenBank genome assembly
AUGGCGAGAAAGACGGAUUAUUUCCAUUACAAAUGCAUUCAUGUACAUGUAAGUGAAGAGACGUUGAGCCUUGGAGCUUGGAGGAGUAAAUUUCAAAAAAAUGAUUGUUAUAGAGAGGUUUUGUUAUACGGAGGUUCUGUCGGAAAAAUAUUGUGGAUUUGUUUCAGCAAAAAUCCAGCCGCGGAUAGCCCAAAAUACCGAUGAGGGGCGAUUUCAAAGCGCGGCAAAUCCACAUUAUUUUCCCGACAGAUUGAUAUAAUGGCCAUGUCAGUCUGUCGGGAAAAUAAUGAGCACUUUGUCGUAUCGAAAAUCACAUGCCGUCGAGAAAAUAAAUUGUGUCGCGGCAAAAUCAAAUUGCUUUUCACUUCAGCGAUCGGCGCAGCGACGUUGUGCUCAUUAUUUUCCCGACAGACUCAUAGGGCGGUACAGAGCACGUCAAACUGAGGAGUCCGGUGACCGGAAUAGACCCUUCGCUAUCGGUUUUUUGCAUUUCGUCUUAAUUUCCAGAGAAAGAGAGAAAAAAGACACGCAAAAGCGUACUCUCUCGCCCCAAAAAAUCCCCACUUCUUCCCCGACAAAACGUUUUUUCGCGUCUUUUUUUGGCAAGUUGCCAAUUCAUUCACCGGACUGUUUUAGCUUAUUUCAGUUUGACGUGUAGAGCCUAACUUGAUCCGUCUUUGACACUGUUCGUUAUAGACAGGCAUUGUUUUACAGAGCUUCCAGUACAUUUUUUAAAAUACGACGACAGGAAACAUGUAUGUAAUUUUUACAAGAUAGAAAAGUAAAAAUUAGAUUUUGAUUCUUCAAAAUUUUUUAUCUUCUCUUGCCAAGGCGGUUAGGAAAAAUCAAAUAGCUUUUGACUUCAGCGAUCGGCGCAGCGGCAAAAUGCUCAUUAUUUCCCCGACAGAAGGAUAUUAGCAUUAUGUCAGUUUGUCGGGAAAAUAAUGUGGAUUUGUCGAGCUUGGAAAUCGCCUAUCAACGCUUUGCGACAGCUAGCUUCGGCUGGAGAUGCGACCGCAACGAGGCAAGGAGAGAUUUUGCAGCAAAAACUCCGCAUUAUUUUCUCGACAGACCGAUUGCAAAAAAUGUGCAGUAGAUUGAAUUUAACUGGAAACAAUAAAAGACCAAUUUUAGAACCUAACCCUCCUCUUAUCAAUCAUCGGAAUUACCGUCCAUUCAACGGGAAUUGUAUUUUUGUUGUUCACAUUCGACACGAUUCAUUGGUUCCCUCUAAUCAUCCUCAUUAUUGGCAAUGUCGGCUGGAUGACACUGUUUAUGGGCAACAUUUUUACCGUCCCUCUCUUCAUCAUCAUGUUUCUAGUCAUAUUUGUAAGUUCUUUUUGAUUUGGCGGAUUUUCUCUAACAUUUUCUCUUGAUUUUCCAUACUCUUUCGUCGGCAAAAAAUCGACGAAUAUCUCGGGACUCGUUGUAAGACAUAAGCUGAAAUUUUAAGAGGUUGAUUUACGAGUCAUAGAGACUUUCUAUGCGGAAUUUUGUGAAGAUCGGAGCAGAGAUUUUUUAGCAGCAUAGAUUUAAAAAAAAAGCUGCCGAAUUGGCAUUUUUUGAAAAAAAGGUCGAAAAAAGUUUUAAAAAGGUCUAAACUUGGCAUAAAAAAAUAUUAUGAGGACACCUAAAGACUGUUGAUUUCGAAAAGAGGGGAAAAUAUCUCUUCAUGGACGUUUGGACACCCAAAAAAUACCUCAAAAGUUAUCCAAACUUGAUUUUUUCCUCAAAAUCAUCAUUUUUCUCCGUUUGACCUCUUUUUUCAUACUAAAUUCUAGGUUUUCUAGAUCUCUUAUUGCAGUACCUGGAAAAAAGAUCUUAUGUAAAAAUAUUACGCCUUAAAAUAUUCUGAAUUCCCCCGUUUUCAGUGCACUUUGGGUAUCUCGACCGUUUUCGUCUCCACAUAUGCCUGUUUGCUCCUCUCUUAUCGAUGGUUCAAGCAAUUCCUCCCCGCAAUUCCCUCAAGAAAAUACCAUCUGGAGGGAGUUGUCGACGAGUCCCUUCACACUCCGAAAUUUUGGAUGCUUCUUUUGUCGGCGCCAAUGGAAAUUCUCAUCAUUUCCACCGUAUACCUGGUGAUUACGGUCGCCUAUCGCGACUAUGUCUACAUUUCCGAGAUGCGCGACGCUGCGCAUUGUCAACUCACGGCCAAGACGAGUGGAAAUGCGACGGAGACCACGCAGGAGACCUGUUUUGAGGAAGAGUUUGAGCAACAGAUCGUACCCAUGAUACCUGAAGAAAGAAACGUCUACAACGAUAUCACGGUGGACUCUGGUUACAUAGUCAGCGUAUGA